GACAGAUUCAUCAUUUCAGUCCUAGAUUUGUAUAUCAUACGGCAGUUUCCCCUUCUCCUAGAUGUGAUUCCAUAGCUGCCCAAGAUCAAGAUCAAGAUGCCUCGCCCGACGCUGACCUAUCCCAAGACCGCUGCCAACAAAGUGAUCCGUUACGCCAGCAAUGCUGCCUACGAAACCACAACGAUUCACAGCAUCGUUGCCAGUGUCCCAGUGGUGCACGUCUCCUCCGUAGCACCGGGGGACCCGCCGCUCCCCACAAUCCUCCCCAUGAUCGGCGCUCUCGGGUCGUUCGAGAACCCCUCCGCCGGCCUCGACGAGGCCCUGGACCUCUACAUUCACGGCUACGUCAGCGCGCGGCUGUUCCGCGGGCGGGAGGCGGCGGGGUUUCCCGUGUGCGUUGCCGCCACUAUCGUGGAUGGGCUCGUACUCGCACUCACCCCCUACAGCCACAGCUACAACUACCGGUCCGCGGUUCUCCACGGGACCGCCACGCCAGUGACCGACAGCGAGGAGAAGCUGUACGCCAUGAAGCUGGUGACGGAGCACGUGCUGCCGGGGCGGUGGGCGGGGUCCCGCGUGCCGCCGCUGAAGGCCGAGCUCGACUCCACCGGUAUCUUAAAAGUGAAGAUCACCUCGGCGAGUGCGAAGGUGCGCACCGGACCGCCGAAUGAUGCGAAGGCAGAUUUGGAAGACGGUGACGUCACCAAGAGGGUCUGGACUGGGGUCGUGCCCACUUGGACCGCGUAUGGAGAGCCCGUGCCUACUGGGACGGUGGACAGAGUGCCGGAGUAUGUGCGCGAUGCUGCGGAGGGGAGGACGAAGGCAGGAAAGAAGACGGCGGAGGAGGCAGUUUUGAAAGCGCCUGCGAAGGUGUAGAAUGGGGAAUGGCAGAACGUUCUGUGUUGCGGUUUUUCUUUAUGUUGGUGGGCGUAGCAUGUCACUUCUACCGUAUCAAGCUAGAAUCACGAGCGAUACAUACAAUCGGCGUAUGUCGUUACCCAAUUGCGUUUCCCUCAUCUGUGUGGUGCUGCAGCAGCCUGGUAGAGCGAGUCGG
This is a messenger RNA of Tricharina praecox, 1054 nucleotides long. RefSeq lists its product as uncharacterized. The transcript is spliced from 3 exons. The record is from RefSeq and is a predicted model, not a curated record. NCBI's taxonomy places the organism in Eukaryota, Fungi, Ascomycota, Pezizomycetes, Pezizales, Pyronemataceae. The coding region runs from base 97 to 876 and encodes 259 amino acids.